GCCCAUGGUUACGCAGCUCGACGGCGUCGAGCAAAGCAGAUAAGAUCGCACAGCAUCCAACCGUGAGUGAGAAGAAGAGAUCAAUGGAAUCGGGCGGGAGAGAGUGCGAGAUUGGCCAGUUUAGUCAUUCGAACCGAUGUGAUCGGAUUGGAUCAGGUGUAGCGAGUGUUGCGUGUAUCGCAAAUGCGACGGUAUUUCGCUGACUGGCAAGUAGUUUCGUGAAAUCGCGAUCGCGAUCGUACAUCCGUGGGUGGAUACGGGACCGUGCUGGUACAACCAUACCGACGGGAACUGUGCGGAUUGAAAACGGCACGGUUGUCGUAAGUGAUUUCGCUGGAAUCUUUGUAUGUAAAGUUAGUUUAUGGUUGCUUGAUUGUGUUGAAGUAUUCAACGUUUGAAAAAUAUGUGACGAGAAUGUUACUGUGUGAAUCUACUUAUGGUCUGUGGUCCAUGUGAAGAAGUGAUAACGAAAAUGUUUUUAUAUAACUAGGGUUGAGUGUUAUUCUGAAAGAUUGGUAGAACAUAUCUCACGUGAUAACCGGAAGUUUGAAUCAUGGAUAUCAAAAUAGAAAAAAUGAAGACUGAGCUAAAGACUUGCACGGCUUGCGGUGAACCGAUCGCCGAUAAGUACCUCUUCGACGUUGAUGGAUGCUCGUGGCACGGUUCCUGUCUGCGCUGUUCCGUCUGUCUGACCGUGCUGGAGCGUCAACCGUCGUGCUACUUUCGCGACCGGCAGGUUUACUGUCGGACGGAUUAUGCAAAAACUUUUGGCGCCAAAUGUUCGAAAUGCUGCCGCACGAUUGCACCCUCCGACUGGGUGCGGAAAGCCCGCGAUCUGGUGUUUCAUCUGGCAUGCUUCUCCUGUGACACCUGCGGCCGGCAGUUGUCCACCGGCGAGCAGUUUGCGCUGAUCGAUGAUAAGGUCAUGUGCAAGAUCCACUACAUGGACACCGCGGACGAGGGCUCCAACUCGAGCGAUGAUGGCUGCAGUACCGACGGUUUCAAUAAAAACAAAUCGAAACGGGUGCGGACCACGUUCACCGAAGAGCAACUUCACAUCCUGCAGGCUAACUUCCAAAUCGAUAGCAAUCCGGACGGGCAGGACCUCGAGCGGAUAGCACAGCUGACGGGGCUCAGCAAGAGGGUCACUCAGGUUUGGUUUCAGAACUCCCGAGCUAGGCAGAAAAAGCACACUCACGUUCCUCGGGAUCACAGUGCAGCGAUGUUUAGUGCCCUGAGGCAAGAUCUGAACAACAACAGCAACGCAAGUCUCAGUGAUAACGACAGUGGAAUGGGCAAAUCUCCAUCCAUGUUUAAUUCACACGUAAAUCUCAUCAACUUGAUGGUGUAGCACAUGGGAAUGCAAUCAUUAUUGCACUUGCCAUCCGGAGCAAGCUGUCCAAUGGAUGAUUGCUGAGACGGUUCAGUUGAGCUUAUUGAGUACUACAAAUAAAAUAAAUUUCUUCGGAUGUAUCAUCAGGAGUUUAGGCACCAAAGAUCUCAAAGUACGUUAUUCGUGCAUUUUAGUUAGAUUGUACUAAAACAUCAAUUGUUGUAAGUUUUGUAGUAAAAUAUUCGAAAGAAAUUACUUGCGAUCAAAAAUGUUUGCACGUCAAAUUUAUGUGACCAAUGGUUCGCCGGUUAUGCUUGUAAAUACAUAGAUUUCAAUGAACAUU
Molecule: messenger RNA, 1676 nt
Organism: Malaya genurostris
Lineage: Eukaryota; Metazoa; Arthropoda; Insecta; Diptera; Culicidae
Product: LIM/homeobox protein Awh-like
Exons: 6
Coding region: 554-1351 (265 amino acids)
Biological process (GO): neuron differentiation; regulation of transcription by RNA polymerase II
Cellular component (GO): nucleus
Molecular function (GO): DNA-binding transcription factor activity, RNA polymerase II-specific; RNA polymerase II transcription regulatory region sequence-specific DNA binding
Source: RefSeq, a predicted model, not a curated record